UUUUGUGUGUCGUUACCAAUCUCUCCCCGCUCAAGCAUUCAAUAAGCGCCUUGCGAUCAUAUAUAUAAGCCCCUGAAUAUCGACACAAGGUUAGUAUAAGAGUGUUAGUAAUCGACAACGCUUUAUUUUGCUGUGUCCGGUCAUAAGGUAGAAAUUCGUCGCUGCAGAUUUUGUUAUUCGAAGUUCCAAUUGCAAGUAAAUUCACAAAAAUGUUUCGCAUUUUUAUGCUAGUCGCAACAAUUCUUGUGAUGAUCGCCGCGCAACGGCCGAGGAUUUUAUUACACAAGAUGGAUUCUAUUCGAUACACUUUAACCAACGGUGGCCAUGACUUUCCAAUAGUUCCUAUAGUUUCUUCUAAGGUGUCUUUAUACAAAUAUUUAGAUGCUCAAUAUUAUGGUCUUAUUACUAUUGGAACUCCGCCGCAGGAAUUUAAAGUAAUAUUUGAUACUGAUUCCUCAAAUCUUUGGAUAUCAUCCGAAAAGUGCAUCCUUCACAACAUCGGUUGCAUAUUCCCUAACAAAUAUGAUAGUAAAAAAUCCUGUACAUAUAUACAAAAUGGUACUGCGAUUAAGAUUCCAUGUGGCGGAAACUCUAUGACCGGAAUUUUAUCUACUGAUGUAGUGAAUAUUGCCGGUUUCAAUGUUCAAAAUCAGACAUUUGCGGAAGCAAUGCACGAUCAAAGCGAAGCGUUCAUGUAUGCAAAAUUUGAUGGUAUGAUGGGCAUGCGUUUUAACAUGUCAUACAUCAACGAAGUAAUACCUGUGUUCCACAAUCUAGUAAAACGACGCCUAAUGUCAUCAGCCAUUUUCAGUUUUUAUUUGAAUAAAGAUUUGUCGGCCAAAGUCGGUGGUGCAUUAAUAUUAGGUGGUGCCGAUCCGAAUUAUUACGUAGGCAACUUGACGUAUGUUCCUGUUAGUAAGAAGGGAUCCUGGCAAUUUACUAUAGAUAAGAUCACAAUACAUCGUCAUAUCUUAGACGAGAAAGGCUAUCCAGCAAUACAUGAACAUAUCUUGUGCCCGAAUGGCUGUCAAGCUAUCGUUAAUCCAGGUACUUCAUCAAUAUAUGGGCCAACUAGUGACGUCUCCAUUAUUAAUCAACUUCUUGGAACUGUUUAUUAUUACAAAAAGGGAGAGCAUAGAACAUUCUGCACCACGGAAAACUCUGAUAAUAUCCCAGUAAUCAAUUUUAUUAUAGGUGGAAAAAUGUUCGAUCUUACCAGUCAGGAUUACCUCUUACAGGUGUCAAGAAAUGAUAACACGACUUGUAGAAGCGGUUUUAUAAGGCAUAGCACUACAUCUUGGAUUCUAGGCGAUAUAUUUAUUAGACGUUAUUACAGUGUCUUUAAUUUUGAAAAAGGCCGAAUGGGAUUUGUACCAGCAAGAUAAAUGUCGAUUGCUAUUUCUUAAAAUAAUAUAAUAAAAGACAUCGCAUUUAAAUGAU
Molecule: messenger RNA, 1440 nt
Organism: Nylanderia fulva
Lineage: Eukaryota; Metazoa; Arthropoda; Insecta; Hymenoptera; Formicidae
Product: lysosomal aspartic protease-like
Biological process (GO): proteolysis
Molecular function (GO): aspartic-type endopeptidase activity
Source: RefSeq, a predicted model, not a curated record